AUGACAGCGCUCGAUGUUGUACAACCUAAUUCCUGGGACGCUAAUUCGGGUUUAUUUCUGAAUCCGUAUCCAUAUUCCUACUUUUACAGCUCAAACGUUAUGCCUUCGUUAUCUAAUCAAAACCUUAAACAAAAAACACUAAAGCAAACAGAGAAACCAAGUAAGAAAUUCCCUGAGCCAACUACAAAGCCACCAAGCACCAGUAAUAAGCUGACAAGCAAGUCUUCUAAUGGCCUGAAAAAUGACGGCCGUUUGAUAGCAGCUGUUCAAAAAGUCAAUCCUACGUUUGAGAUUGAAAAUAUUGUCCCAAUUCCAGGAACACCGUACUAUCAAAUUGCAUCUGUAGAAAAGUUUCCUUUGAAAAAAUCGAAGCCUAAAGCAAGCGAUAGCGAAUAUUUUGGAGAUAUCAAAGUAGAAGCUACUGGUAAGACAUCAGCUGGAAAUAGUGUGCCAGAUAUAUCAUUUGGCUCCUAUUUCCUUCCGUACAAUUCGAAUGUUCAGAGCUCUGACAGGAAAACAGCUUCUCUCAUAUUGCAACCAAGUUCGAAAGCUAUAGUUGGUAAUGGAGGAACAGCAAUAUCGGCACCAAUAUCAAGAGCUGUUUUAAAGAAAGGAGUACCAACGAAUGUAUUUUUCAAUCCUGAAUCAGUGGCUAUAGCUGGAGCUGGUGGACGGGCGCAUGCCCAGGCAGAUUUGAUAUUGGAUAUUAUUGAGUAA
Molecule: messenger RNA, 717 nt
Organism: Episyrphus balteatus (marmalade hoverfly)
Lineage: Eukaryota; Metazoa; Arthropoda; Insecta; Diptera; Syrphidae
Exons: 1
Coding region: 1-717 (238 amino acids)
Source: RefSeq, a predicted model, not a curated record